Messenger RNA from Habropoda laboriosa, 1608 nucleotides. RefSeq names its product CAP-Gly domain-containing linker protein 1-like. The transcript has 12 exons. The record is from RefSeq and is a predicted model, not a curated record. Bases 1 to 1608 code for a protein of 535 amino acids. NCBI's taxonomy places the organism in Eukaryota, Metazoa, Arthropoda, Insecta, Hymenoptera, Apidae.
AUGCAAUACGAGGAAGAAAAUCCCAAAUCUGAAUUCUCGUCUUACAAUUUAACUCCGGAAAAAUUGCAAAAGACACCUCGAGGUAGUGGAUCCGGCAGAAGAGAUAUAAUGUCACAGAAUGUUGAACGUAGAAUUCACUAUACUCCUCAGAACAGUCCUGAUAAGUUUGUGAAAACUCCUCAAAGUGGCGGAUCUUUUAGGAAGGAUGAAAAAUCGCAAUUGGAGAGUAACAAACGGAAGAUUCAGUCGUCUCACAACGAAAGUCUUGAGAAAAUUCAGAAGACUUGUCCAACCGGAAAAUUUGUUAAUACCUUGAUAGGACAGUGGUCAAAACAUGUAGGAGUUCAAACUCCAAUGUCCCAAAGAACAGAAAUACAAGAAAGUCCGAUGUCGGAAGAAAUAAAACGGAUAUGUACCAUAGAAGAACGGAAGAUUCAAAAGUUGCAAAAGAAGCUACAGGCUGCUGAAGAAACUAUUUCCUUGCUCUCCGCAUCUCACGAAGCCGAGUUACGAGCUAAGGAAGAAAUAUUGCAACAAUUGAAUGGCGACUGGGAAUCUAUUACCAAAUAUUACUAUGAAAUAUCAGAGAGUUUAAAGGGAUUUCAGCAACACAAGGAUAAUCUAUCAGCAUUAUAUAACAACGUAAUCGUUGAACAACAAUCCACAGUAAAGAAGCUGCAACAGGAAUUAAGUUCUAUGAAAUUAAAAGAUGAAGAACAUAAAAAUACUAUUAGCACAGUCGAAAACAAAGUUAUAAAUCAAGAGAAAAGAAUACAGGAAAUGAUGAUUGCAGAGUUCGAAUUGAAGAAACAAUUAGAAGAGAUGAAUAAGUCUAUUUUAGAGGAAAAUCACUUGCAUAAAAUUCAUGCAGAGGAAAAUUUAGAACUAAUAAAAAAGCAAGAAAACCUCACGUCGAUGAAUCAAGAAUUACAAGUGCAAUUGAAGAAUAUUAUACAGGAGAAGCAAAAUUUGGCAAAUGUAUUCACGGAAAAGGACAAAGAAAUCUCAAAAUUGCAAGAAGAGCUUGUCACAUGCAAGAAUAAAAUUGAAGAUUUAUUAUGCCAGAAUAUGGAGUUAAUUGCAAAGUAUGAAAAAUCAACCGACAAAGAAGAGGAACUAUCUAAGCAAUUACAGUCGAGAGCACAAGAAAUCGAUAGACUUCGAGAAAAUUUAAGUGCAAGACAGGAAAUAGAAUCUAGUUUAGUUAAAGAUCUCAAUAUAAUUGACAAUGAAUAUAAAAAAAUACAAAACGAUUUUGCACAAGUAGAAAAUGAAUUAAAGAAGGCACACGCUUGCAAUUUAAAAGAAAGAGUGCAACCAGUUGCAAAAUCUAACGUAAUAGAAGUAACUAAGGAGAUAGGAAAUUAUACGCAAAUGAGUCAAGUUUAUGAAACGAAUGAGCAACAAUCUCAAAGUCAGAAAAGUGUAGGUAUGCCAAAUAUUACAUCUAGAGAUAAGAGUGAAAUAUCGAAUCCGGAACAAGAUAUAUAUAAUUUCAAUACUACAAAAAUUUAUAAUGAACUGGAAAAUGUACUGUCGCCAACGAAGCAAGAUAAAAAAAUUCAAUUUGAUUUAAACCCUCCAGUUAAGGUGAAAUUUAUUAUUUAG